Molecule: messenger RNA, 1473 nt
Organism: Colletotrichum karsti
Lineage: Eukaryota; Fungi; Ascomycota; Sordariomycetes; Glomerellales; Glomerellaceae
Product: amidohydrolase
Exons: 1
Coding region: 1-1473 (490 amino acids)
Molecular function (GO): hydrolase activity, acting on carbon-nitrogen (but not peptide) bonds
Source: RefSeq, a predicted model, not a curated record
AUGACUGGAAAGUACAUAAUCACCGGUGGUCAUGUCGUCACUCUGGACGACUCCCUGGGCGAUUUUGAAAACGGAGCAGUACUCGUCGACAACGGGAAGAUAAUCGCCGUCGGCAGAGCUGAAGACAUAUGCGAUCCCGAUGCGGAGCUCAUUGACGCCACGGAGGGCGUGGUCAUACCUGGCAUGGUCGACUGUCACCGCCACGCCUCGAUGAGUCUCACUCGGGGCAUCGGCAUUGACCAACACCUGUGGCACUUCCUGUCCAACACUUACACCCGAUGGCUACCGGCCACAGGUGUAGAGGAAAUGCGAACUUCGGCAUUGGUCGGCGCUCUUGAGGCGAUCGAGAGCGGAGUGACUACCAUUAUGGACACGUGUGAGUCUUUUCAUUCUGCCGACCACGCUGAAGCAGAACUCCAAGGCUUGAAAGACUCGGGAAUCCGCGGAUUCUUCUGCUACGGCAUGAGCGGCGACCAGUAUGGAGACGUCCCUGCGGGCAAAGCCGGAUGGGAGGCCAGAAUGGCCCACGUGGAGAGGAUGGCACAGGAGCAGAAGUCGCAGGAUGGGCUUGUUCGUGUGGCUCUGCACCUCAGUCAGGGCGGUACGAUCCCAUUCUCUUGGACAGGCGAUGAAGUGAAGCUCGGCCAAGACCUCGGGAUGCUUUGCUGUUCCCACACCAGCGCAGUCUUCAACUCCGUUCUCACCAAUGACCUGGAAGUCCGCGCGGACAAGGGUUACAUGCUUCCAGGACACGUCUACAUCCAUUGCACAAGUGUGAACGACCACGAAAUGGGUCUCAUCGCCACUACCGGGGGCAAAAUUGUGCUCGCGCCCGACACCGAUAUCCAGAUGGGUAUGGGGUACCCUCCCCUGAGAGGGGCUGUUGCACACGGCCUGAAGCCUGCCCUUAGCAUCGACACUUCGAGUGCUACUCCGCCUGAUCUGCUCUCCCAGAUGCGGCUGCUACUUCAAGUGCAACGCGGAUUGGACCACAACGUCGCCCAUCUCGAUAAACGCAUCUCGUUUGAGAUGGGGUUUGGGGCCCGAGAUGCUCUUAUCUGGGGGACCCGGAAUGGCGCAGAGGCUGUCGGCCUCGGAGACCAAAUUGGUACUCUUACCCCUGGGAAGCGUGCCGACAUCGUCAUUCUUACCAGCAUACGCGCCCUCAGCGGAUCAGCCAAUCAUCUUGGGACAGCCGUGCUUCAUUCAACACCUUCCGACGUCGAUCUGGUCAUGAUUGACGGGCGUAUUCGCAAGAGAGAUGGAAAGCUGGUGGGUGUCGAUGUCGCAGCGAUCCGGGCCAAGGCGCGAGAAGGGCUCAGGCGCAUUCAAGAUAACCUGAAGAAGAUGCGCGCAGAGAUGUCUCCUGAACAGGUUGAGAAGUUCUUCAGAGACGGUGAGAGGGCCUUCCGAGUCAACAUGGCGGACGCAUACUCUCAAGGAGCUGAGGUCGGUGACUACCUCCGUGCCUAA